AAAUAUAAUAAAAACAAAUUCAGUAUAAGUCAACAAAUUCAAGUUUGGUGAUGAACCAGGUAGUUGAAGCUCACAAAUUUCACCAGACAAUAUUCGGUAACAACUUUAAAGGCCAUCCCAUCAGUCUAAUAGUGCAGAUGAUCUCUCUGGAAUUCAAUUGAAACUGUUUUAUUUGUUUUUCUUCUUGUUAAUUUUCACAACCACCACUGAUUUUGCUUUCAGAAAGUACUUUAAUUGCUUUCAGAAACAUGGGUUGUCCAAUUUUUGUACCCAUUUUGCUUUUAUGGGUCACUUGUGUUUUGGCGAUUCAGGGUGAGUAUGAGUAUGAUCAAGACUACGCAAGUCAAAUUCUGAGAUUAGCAAAGAAAGACAAAGAUUGGUUAGUCUCGAUAAGAAGGAAAAUCCAUGAAAACCCAGAACUCCGAUUCGAAGAACACAACACCAGUACUCUUAUUCGGAAAGAACUGGACACUCUUGGCAUUUCUUACGAUUUCCCAUUUGCCAAAACCGGUUUGGUCGCUCAAAUUGGCUCCGGUUCUCGCCCGAUCGUCGCUCUGCGAGCCGACAUAGAUGCCCUCCCUUUGCAGGAGCUAGUUGAUUGGGAGCAUAAGAGCAAAAUUGAUGGUAAAAUGCAUGGAUGCGGACACGAUGCCCAUACAACGAUGCUGCUUGGUGCUGCCAAGUUACUCAAUCAACGAAAAGAUAAAUUUAAGGGAACUGUAAGACUUCUUUUCCAACCUGCUGAGGAAGGAGGGGCUGGUGCAUCUCACAUGAUAAAGGAAGGCGCUCUUGGUGGUGCUGAAGCAAUAUUUGGAAUGCAUGUUGAUUUUACAAUACCCACGGGAAGCAUAGCAACCAUUUCAGGACCUUUUGUAGCUGCUGUGUGCUUCUUUGAAGCGAAAAUAGAAGGAAAAGGUGGGCAUGCUGCAGGACCCCACACUGCUGUGGACCCAAUAAUUGCUGCAUCAUUUACAAUGUUGGCAUUGCAACAGCUCAUCUCAAGAGAAACAGAUCCCCUCCAAAGUCAAGUGCUGUCUGUUACUUACGUCAGAGGUGGGACGGCAUUAAAUGUAAUUCCAUCAUAUGUUGAACUAGGGGGUACUUUGAGGAGUCUCACCACUGAAGGUUUGAUCCAACUCCAGCAGAGGGUGAAGGAGGUCAUCGAAGGACAGGCGGCUGUACACAGGUGUACUGCAUAUGUUAACAUGAAAGAAGAGGAUUACCCAGCAUAUCCAGCUUGUGUAAAUGACCUGACGUUGCACCAGCAUGUGGAGAGGGUCGGUGGACUCCUGCUCGGUCCCGAGAAUGUCAAGGUGUCUAGCAAAGUGAUGGCAGGGGAUGACUUUGCCUUCUAUCAAGAAGUGAUUCCUGGAUGCAUGCUCAACAUAGGAAUAAGAAAUGAGAAAGUGGGGUCAGUUUACUCGCCACACUCUCCUCACUUCUUUCUUGAUGAGGAUGUCCUUCCAAUUGGGGCAGCACUGCACACCACUCUUGCUGAGACAUAUCUGAAUGAGCACCAACCUUCUGUUAUGCUGUAAAGAUUUCAUGGUGCAAAAUGUAUUGAGAGCAUCGACAAACUCUAGUUACUUCACAAUAACUUUGUGUUGAACUUUCUCUGUAUACACAUGCAGAGGAUAAAAAUAUAUAUAUGUUUGUAAACAGACCAUGUCUUCAAUUACAUACUCAUGCAGGCUCUAUCUUUGAAACAGUGUAGCCAAAAUGACCCAAUAGAAGUUUGUGUGUGUAAUUGUGCACAUAGUUGGCAAAUGUGUUUAUUUUUUUGGGAACUUCUAUUGUUGAAAAAGAUGAUACUUCAGUUGUGCAUAAUUUACACUUGUAUUAGUUAAUAAUUAAUACUUUAUUGUUGAAAAAGAUAUGUAUUAUUAUUAUUAUUAUUAUUCCCCAGUAGUUAAAAA
Messenger RNA from Cornus florida, 1916 nucleotides. Its product is annotated as IAA-amino acid hydrolase ILR1-like 5. Lineage: Eukaryota; Viridiplantae; Streptophyta; Magnoliopsida; Cornales; Cornaceae. Gene Ontology annotation, biological process: auxin metabolic process. Gene Ontology annotation, cellular component: endoplasmic reticulum. The record is from RefSeq and is a predicted model, not a curated record. Gene Ontology annotation, molecular function: IAA-Ala conjugate hydrolase activity. Bases 249 to 1538 code for a protein of 429 amino acids. The transcript has 5 exons.